This is a messenger RNA of Scedosporium apiospermum, 3690 nucleotides long. Its product is annotated as putative Serine/threonine protein kinase. Gene Ontology annotation, molecular function: protein serine/threonine kinase activity; ATP binding. Gene Ontology annotation, biological process: intracellular signal transduction; protein phosphorylation. The record is from RefSeq and is a predicted model, not a curated record. The transcript is spliced from 2 exons. Lineage: Eukaryota; Fungi; Ascomycota; Sordariomycetes; Microascales; Microascaceae. The coding region runs from base 1 to 3690 and encodes 1229 amino acids. Gene Ontology annotation, cellular component: cytoplasm.
AUGGAUUCUCAUCAUCAUCAGUCCUCUCACCUUCGGUCGAUUCACACUAAUCUCCCCCAUAUCGACUCUGCCCCACUACCGAACGCUUCCUCUUCCUCGAUCCUCCACCCUCCGCGAACCGCCAAUAGUACGCCGGUAUCUUCUCCUGGUCUCUUCAGCCCGACGAAUUCACGAUCGAAUCAUCCGUUCCACCUUCAUUCUGCUUCCGAAGUGACGACGCCAUCUGCCGACAGCCCGAGUCCGUUUCUCCACCCACUGCACCAGCACCAAGUGAGAGAGACGCACAAGGCCCUUAUCGACUCGGAUAUCACCACCGGCCGCAAACUCAUCAACCAAUACGAAGUCAUCGAAGAGAUUGGCCGUGGCAUGCAUGGCAAGGUGAAACUGGCCCGCAAUAACCAGACCGGAGAAAAUGUUGCAAUCAAGAUCAUCCCCAGAUUUUCCAAGAAGAGGCGUCUUGGCAAGGUCACGGCGGCCAUGUCCCAGCAGGAUAAGACCAAGCGAGAGAUUGCCAUCCUAAAAAAGAUACGCCACCCCAACGUCGUCGCCCUUAUCGAGAUCAUCGACGACCCAGAGCUGCGCAAGAUCUACAUGGUCCUCGAGCACGUCGAACUCGGAGAGAUUGUCUGGAGGAAGAAGGGCCUGCCCCAUAUCUGCCAAUAUGAACGGAGACGUAUUGAACGUGAGAUGCGUGGCGACCCCAUCACACCGGAAGAGGAGAAAUACAAUGAGAUUCUUGAGCGUCGGCAAGCCCUGAAGGCAUUGAAAAGGCAAAAGAUGUCCCAGGCAUUUGAGGGCCCCCACGACUAUUGGAGUAUCGAACAUGGACUCGGUGACGAGUGUAUUUCCGGUCCCAGCUCACGCAUUUCUUCCCACCGUGACCUCGCCUUUGGAGACCGAACCGGAUCCUCGAUGCCUAAUUCGCUUCAGCCGUCUCGGGACAGCUCAAGGGCUCCCUCGCGAUCCCAUUCCGUCAAGUCCCUUGGACCGCAUAACUCCUCGAAUUUGAUCAACGAUAGUGCUAUCCACGACGACAACGACCAUGACGACACCGAUACCUACCUCUCCCUUACCAAAACCAAUUCCUCCGUCAUACUCGAUGGCGUCAUGUAUGGAGUCGAGGCCAUUGACCUUCGGGCGAGGUCGCCAAGUAUGGCUGAUUCAAUCAUUUCACACAUGUCCUCUCUCGAUUUUAACCCUCAGCCUCACGACCCCUUUGUCGACGACUAUUCCUACGUUCCAUGUUUUACGCUAGAUCAAGCCAGGCAGACAUUCCGGGACACAGUUUUAGGACUCGAGUACUUGCAUUAUCAAGGCGUCGUCCAUCGCGAUAUCAAGCCGGCCAACCUUCUCUGGACUAAGGAUCAUCGCGUGAAGAUUUCCGAUUUUGGCGUUUCGUACUUUGGUCGUCCCAUUAGAGAUGGCGAGCCCGAUGAUACCGUGUCAGAGUCGGAAGCGAGAGACUUCGAUGACGAUCUCGAGCUCGCCAAGACCGUUGGUACCCCAGCCUUCUUCGCUCCCGAGCUUUGCUAUACGGACCCGGACAAGGUGCAACCCAAGGUGUCCGAACAGAUUGACGUUUGGUCUCUAGGUGUUACUCUCUACUGUCUGAUCUAUGCCCGCAUCCCGUUUUUGGCCGAGGACGAGUUCCAAAUGUUCAGGAAGAUUGCCAACGACGACGUCUACAUCCCUCACCGCCGACUUCGACCCGUUGACCCUUCCACCUCGCCAAACGCAACUUCCCUCUACAAGAGACAGAAUAGCGAUCCAUACAGGGACGACAACGAGCUCCUUUACGAAGAGAUCGACGAUCUAUUAGAGGAUCUUCUUCGCCGCAUGCUUACCAAGGAUCCCGAGAAGCGCAUUCGACUCCGCGAGAUCAAGCGCCACCCGUGGGUGGUCCAGGGAAUUCCUGACUUGUUGAAGUGGCUUGACGAGACGGACCCCGCGAGACCAUCUCUAGGCCGGAGGAUUCAAGUGGAUGAGAGGGACAUGUCUCAUGCCGUCGUGCCUCUCAACUUUCUUCAAAAAGCGAGGUCUGUUGUGCGUAAGGCCGUCGGCAAAGUCAUGCACCCAUUGGUGGAUCGUAGCGAUGGCCGGGUGCGACGCCGGGCCACCAGCAGCGUUGCUAGCUCCUCGGGUGACGCCUUGGCUACUGCGUCCUCCACACCGUACGCUGGGGGCAGUCGACGUCAUGGUACGCCCGUGAAUGAGGAGCAACUAGUCUCGGGCUUGCCGCGGGUAGGCUCUCCUGCGAUGAGUAAUCCGGCAGCCGCGCCUCAGGAUACUACUGUUCAUAAUUAUGACCCCAUGGCCACGGUACUAGGGCCUGGUAAGUACACAGCCCACGGCCUUGAGGCGCGACAUUUCGACCCUCCCAGUUUUGCUCGUUUUCGAUAUUCUGCGACACCCCCGCCCACCUACAAGUCGUACAGACACGCUCAUGCCAAGUCAAUGUCCAUAGACCCAUCUUACCUUUCCACGAUCCCGGACAAUGCGACAUGCUCAGAAGUUGAGACUCAGGAUGAUAAUCGCACGGCCAGAGCUGCAGAUCCGUCAUCCGUUGCCGGCUCCCCGCGGGCGCGUUCGGUUGAUGGGUUUGAGACGAGCACGCCAGUUAGACGACGGGACAAUGAGUCCCUCCUGACUCAACAGCUGCGUCCUCUGGGUCAUAGGAGUGCCCCGACAGACAUCGCAUCCCCACUUCCGUCGCCUCUGCUGUUCUCGCCCACCGCCAUCCACGGUUACCAUCAACAUCAUCACCAGCAUCACCACCACUCGAGCUCUGACCCGAACUUCCCUGAGAAGAAGCGUCGCUCGAUGGAGUCCCAUGAACGGCCACAGACUGCACGUCGCCUGCUCACCGCAAUCCACAGGAGAUCAUCGGAUUUCCAUGAUGCUGGCGCGCAAACGCCGUCGGCGUUGUAUCAAGUGGAAACCGCGGAAGCGAUAUCCAACCACCACGACACCGCCCCCAAGGGUUUGGCAGAAAGCACUAAGCAAGAGCGGGCUGAGCAGUUCCCAGAGACUGCGCCGCGCCAGCAAACCUCACCACCCAUGACGGCAGAAAGGGAUCUUGCCGAUGUAUCGGGUGCCUCGUCUAGAUCUGCGUCGAUGGAUGUCUCGGCAUCUUCCGUCUCUGGUGCUGACGAACAAACAAGCACUAUCCCUUCCUCCAAGACUAGCUCUACCAAGGUAUCUUCGGAUCAUAUCCUUGCCUUCCAGUCAGACCCUUCGCUGCCGGCACUCCUUAGCGGAGCCAGCUCGGUCUCGGCAGAUAUGGAAGCUGAACUUCUUGGUCGACCCGGCAUUGUGAGCGCGAACCCUAACCUCUUGGAGACAACCGACUCGCUCACUCCUCCGGCUAUUGGUAAGGAACCGAUUGCGGGAUUCCCACUAGAUACGUUGGCUCUCGAGGCGACCCAAGCCGUCGACAGUGGAAUCAUCUCCGUCCCCGCCAUAGCGAACAGUCCGGCUCGCGGCAGCACGCCUCGCACGCCAAGCCGCCAACAAAGCGAGAGGGAGGACGACGACGAUGGCGACAGCGACAGCGAUGAAGGUUUGACGAUGAUGAGCAAUCGACGAAAGUCGAGCAUGCGGGAGGCGGCUAGGAGCCGACACACUUCCGUCUCAAAGCGGCGUGGCACGAAUGCCAGCUCUGCCAGCGCCCAUGCAUCCGACAUUCAUUGA